Molecule: messenger RNA, 471 nt
Organism: Daucus carota subsp. sativus
Lineage: Eukaryota; Viridiplantae; Streptophyta; Magnoliopsida; Apiales; Apiaceae
Product: PLAT domain-containing protein 3
Exons: 2
Coding region: 1-471 (156 amino acids)
Molecular function (GO): protein binding
Source: RefSeq, a predicted model, not a curated record
AUGACGCUGACCCUCUACGCAGCAGACGGGUACGGAGUCCGUAUCAACAAUCUGGAGACAUGGGGAGGCUUGAUGGGUCCGGACCACGAUUACUUCGAGCGAGGCAACCUGGACAUUUUCAGCGGCAAAGGUCCGUGUCUUUCGGGACCAGCUUGUUUGAUGAACAUAACUUCAGAUGGAAGUGGAUCAGGUCACGGUUGGUACUGUAACUAUGUUGAGGUGACCAAUGGCGGAGCCAGAAAUUAUACUUUACCUGGGCUACUUUCUGAAGCCUUGGCUGUGGCUCCGCCCCUGGAGGUGACUACUACUGGUGCACAUAUUCCUUGUGCUCAACAAUUGUUCACCGUGGAGCAGUGGAUUGCUCUUGAUAGAUCACCCUAUCAACUUACGGCGAUUCGAGAUUUAUGCGAUGUUGGUCGUGAAAUGUUGAAGGGUUUGGGGACUUAUGUUGGUGAGACUGCAGAUGUAUGA